This is a messenger RNA of Dimorphilus gyrociliatus, 3402 nucleotides long. Lineage: Eukaryota; Metazoa; Annelida; Polychaeta; Dinophilidae. The record is from the annotation of a GenBank genome assembly.
AGUUUUCUCUCUCCUCGUUGAUUGCUAACGCCAACUAUCGGCAAAUUAUUGUUGUGGUUGUCAACCAGGUAGAAUUCUAUUAAUUUCAUCUAAGUUACAGAUUGUUUAAGGGUAACUUUAAUAUAUUACUUAAAAGUCUAAAAAUUUUAGGAUCUCUGAAAGAUUUUAGAAAUGUUCUUUGUCACAAUGGAUUUUUAUCAUGCAGUGACAUGUUCACUGCUAAGUAAUUAGUAUUCUCUUUCAACAGCCAUGACAGCUGGAGCAAUAGGAGUUCCGACGGUUAUACCCCUCCGAGUACCAAUUCCAGGACAGGUUAAGAAUUCGGUUGAUACUAAUACGAAAAUUGAACUUAGAUCAGAAACAGCGAAUGCAACGAUUUAUUACACAAUUAAUGGAGAUAAACCCGAACCUUUUCAAACACUUGGACCAGCUGCAAAGAAGACUUAUAAAUAUAAAGUUCCCUUCAAGCUUCCUGCAGGAAAAAAAACAGUAAAGGCUAUAGCUGUUUCUGAGGAUGGGCUUAGAGAAAGUCACGUAGUUAUGAAAAACUUUGAUGUUGAAGCUGUACCAAUUGAUCCCGAUGAGGAGUCAGUGACAAAUGGUUUAGAGUUUAUGAACGAACUAGUCGGAAAUGACACAGCUAGAAGAGAAGUGAGAAAAUUUGCGGGUAAUAUGGUCGAUAGCAGAACAGCAUGGCAAGAAGUUCAAAAAAUGAGAGAAAAUGAGGAAAGAGAAAGAGAAAUACAAGGAAGUACUCGGCACAAAGUUAUUCCUGGCACUAGGUUUAUGAACGACAGAAUGACUGUAAAAAGUGACAAGGCCACAAUUGGACAGAGUAGUUUGUUUGAACGGAGACCAAUGGUACCUGACACCUCAACUCAAGCUAUGCGUUUACAAAGAGAAACGGACUUCUUGAAAUGCAUUUACUGCUAUGCUCCAAGACCCGCUGAUCCUUUUGCUCGAUUUUGUAAUGAAUGUGGUAAUCCAGUAGCUCAAAUCACACCGGGACGUCUACCCCCUCCUGAGGCUGGUCAGAUGGGUACCUGUGUUAGCUGUCAUUCUUUUGUUCCAUUUAAUACAACAACCUGCGUGAUAUGUGAGGCUGAUAUACCACCCCAAAAUCAGCCACAGGCAUCGAUUCGUCUAGCCGACAAGCUGGUAUGUACAACUUGUGGAACAGCUAAUCCCGCUCAAGUAACGACUUGCGUCACUUGCGAAACACGUCUACCACCAACAAAACUCCAAAACAACAUUGGGAUGACUGCGCCGCCUAUGCCUAAAUCAAAUACGUCAACCCUGCUGACUUGUACAAAAUGCGGAAGAGCAAAUACAACUGACGCUAGAUAUUGCGAUUGGUGUGGUGCAAAAACUAGUCCAUUUCUAACAAAGCCUUCGGCCUCCGUAUCAUCACUGACCUGUUCGAAGUGUGGUGCCAGCAAUUACGCUUACGCUGCAUUUUGCUCGUCUUGUGGUGUUUCUAUAGAGCCACCGCAGCGGCCCGAUGUUGUGAAUAACGGACUUACAAUAAAGUUGGGUUCAACUUUACCGAAUGCCGCUAAUGGCUCAGCUCAAUGGAUGCCUGUGGCUCUCCCUACAAAUUUGGCGCAUAAAAAUACCAUAGCCACUCAAACUGUAGGUCUUUUCUAUCCGUCUGAGAAAGAAUUACUGAAAAAGCAAAAAGAAGAGCUAGAAAAGUUGGUUAUAGAGAAAAAUAUGAGGGAUAAAAACCCUGUUUUAACAGCUGUUAGUCCAGGACGAGGUUACUGGAGGAAACAAAUGGAUCAUAUUUGUGGUCAUUUGAAAGCCCAUGCCCAGAAUAAUGCAGAAUUUAGGUCUUUAAUAGCAGAGCCAAGAAUGGGGAAAAUUGUUUCUACAUCAGUUAGAGAAGAUGGAUACGAACUGAGUUUAACUGUUAGUUUCGCUUUGAGAACUGACGCUGAUCCAUUUCAAGGAAAGAGAAUGGAUUUGAAAAAUUCUCAGUUUUUAAGUUCCUAUACUCAAGGAGGAAGAGCUAGUCUAAGAAGCUACAAUAGUGAAGAUAGUCUUAUCAGCCAUACAAGCAGUUUUAAAGGUGCAAGAAAAAAGCCAACAAAGAAGACUGUCAAGAACAAGAAAGUAGAACGUGGUGACAAAACUAUGCUUCAAUUACUGAGAGAAUUAGGCAAAAAUGGAGAAGGUCGUCCAAGCGAAAUCGAGCAAUUAAUAGAAGAAGGAGCAGAUCCUAAUGGUACAAAUAAAGAUGGUGUUCCAGUUCUGCAAGUUGCCGUUAAAAAUUCUCAUACCGAUGCUAUUCCAGUGUUGAUUGAUUCAGGAGCGGAUGUGAAUAAAAAAGGUCCAAAUAAAGGCAAUACUGCACUUCAUGAGGCCGUUCUUCUCGGUAUUGAUGGUUUAAGGGUUAUAGAUGUCUUGUUAAAGUAAGACCAACAUACAAUGAUUAAAUCAUAUCACUUGUCCUUUCUCAAUCUAGUUAUGACUGUUAAUUGAAUUAAUCUUUUGUAGACACGGAGCGAAAUUGGAAAGAAAGAAUGAUAAAAACGAAACUGCUUACGACUUAGCGGUAAAAUCGAACAGCGAUCGAGUUGCGAGAAAACUACAAGAGAAAAUGGGUCAAAACGCUCUUUAUAAAUUAUCUAAACCUAAAUCAGCCCUAUUCGAUGAUGAAAUUUAAAAAAAGGGAAAUAAAGAAUGUUCCUUUUUUGUCUCCGAAAGUUUCUUCAUUCUUCUUUUUCUAUUCUUCUUUUUUUUAUAUUUAAAUGCAAGAAUAAAGCUACCAUUUGUUCUUUUUUCAAAGUGCUCAGUUUGGUUUGUAUCCGUCCUAUUUUUGUCCAUUAGAGAACAUUAUCAAAAUUUUUACUCCGUAUUUGUGCGUAACUGUGAUAAAAAAAUAUUGUCGUCUACACAUGUAAUCUUUUUAGUUCUUAUUUUUGCAACGCCACUAGGUAUUUCAUAUCAUUUGGCAAAAAGUCACGGCUUCAUAAUUCUUUAGUUAAGAUUAUGUUUAAUUCUUAUUGUUUUAUAUGUAAUUUAUACAUAUAAUACAGUCUAUUCAUAAAAGAACAAAAAAAAAUUCUUCAAAUUGGAACGCUUUUCUCAUUAUCGUUCACAAAUAUUCCCCUUAAUCGUUAUUUACAAAAAAAUUUUUCCGGCUUCUGCAAAACAUUUACUGACACGAAUAUUAACACUUUUUUUAUGUUGUGCAUACAAAAUCUCUUAAAUAAUAUGAUUAUAAAUUUGUUCAGCACUUUUACCACUUAAUGUGAUGUACUUGAAGAGAUGGGAUUAUCAAGAAACGUUAACAUUACCUAAAGUGUCAAAUAUAUUUUUUUUCCUCUGACAGUUUUUUCAUCCUCUGGUCACGAAAAUUUUCUGUUUAGAAUUAAAUUUUAAAACUUUAUGUUAGAG